This is a messenger RNA of Balaenoptera ricei (Rice's whale), 1758 nucleotides long. It is a transcript of the gene WDR89, whose product is annotated as WD repeat domain 89. The transcript has 3 exons. Gene Ontology annotation, molecular function: protein binding. Bases 242 to 1402 code for a protein of 386 amino acids. NCBI's taxonomy places the organism in Eukaryota, Metazoa, Chordata, Mammalia, Artiodactyla, Balaenopteridae. The record is from RefSeq and is a predicted model, not a curated record.
AGGGUGGAGUUCCGGUCGACCGGUCCGCGCAGAGGCUGUGCUGCGAGUUCUCUCCUGCAGCAGGUUUGGGCUCUCCGAUGAGGUUGACAUUACAUGGUGUCAUAAGUGAUCUGAAGGCGCCAACCACUUGAACUUCCGGGAUCAAGUGAGGUUCCUGCACUUGAGUCCUUUGCACUGUUUGCUUCUGUGAGUCGCUGUAACUUUCAGUUUGAUUUUUACUACCCUUGGAUGCACUCCUGAUAUGGAGAAGAUUGAGGAACAAUUUGCUAAUUUGAACAUUGUUAAACGUUCCUCAGAAACUAAAGAGCCUACUUAUCUGCUUGGCAUAGACACAUCAAAGACUGUACAAGCAGAAAAAGGAAGCUUGGUUGCUGUCUUAUGUUCUAAUGGAUCAAUCAGAAUAUAUGAUAAAGAAAGAUUAAAUGUACUACGAGAAUUUAGAGGAUAUCCUGGACUUAAUGGAGUCAAGUUUGCAAAUUCCUGUGACAGCGUGUAUUCCUCAUGCACUGAUGGCACUGUAAAAUGUUGGGAUGCUCGAUUAGCCAGUGAGAAACCUGUCCAGCUGUUCAAGGGUUACCCUUCCAAUAUUUUUAUCAGUUUUGAUAUCAGCUGUAAUGAUCAUGUCAUUUGUGCUGGUACAGAAAAAGUUGAUGAUGAUGCAUUGUUGGUAUUUUGGGAUGCAAGAAUUAAUUCUCAGGAUUUGUCUACUACUAAAGACCCACUUGGUGCAUAUUCAGAGACACAUAGUGAUGAUAUCACUCAAGUAUGUUUCCAUCCCAGCAAUCCCAACAUGGUAGUCUCAGGUUCAACUGACGGCCUGGUAAAUGUAUUUGAUAUUACUGUUGAUAACGAAGAAGAUGCAGUGGUUACAACCUAUAACUCAGUUUCAUCAGUAAGCUAUAUUGGUUGGUCUGGGAAAGAUUAUAAACAGAUUUACUGCAUGACACAUGAUGAAGGAUUUUGUUGGUGGGAUCUUAAUCAUCUGGAUACUGAUGAACCAAUUACAUGUUUGAACAUCCCGGAUGUCAGAGAAGUAAUUAAUGUGAAAGAAGGGAUUUUGGACUAUUUGAUUGGCGGCCUAUAUCAUGAAAAGACGGACAAAUUGUUUGUAGUUGGAGGAACAAACACAGGAAUUAUUCACAUAAUGAGCUGUACUACAUCAGGAUUGGUCCAUGUGACCAGCCUUCAGGGAGGGCAUGCUGCUACAGUCCGGUCUUUCUGUUGGAAUAUGCAGGAUGAUUCUUUGCUAACUGGAGGAGAAGAUGCACAGCUGUUACUUUGGAAACCUGGAGCAGUAGAGAAGAGGCUUACAAAGAAAGACAGCAUGAAAAUAGCAUCCUCUGUGUACCAGCGAGUCCGAGUUCAUAGUAAUGAUUCUUACAAGAGAAGGAAAAAGCAGUGAUGUUACAUUGGGAGUUUACUUGACAGGUUUUAUAGUUGCAAAUAAUUAUUUCUGUGUACUACCUGUUGUAGACGUGUUUAAAGCUCAUAUGUAAAUAAAAGCAAGCCAGUUAGCAAACAGUCCUGAAAAAAUGUUGAGAAUGGUUUAAUUCAGGUCUUUGUGUAUUCUAAAAUUAUUUUUUUUAAGCCGCCAUUUGAGUAUAUAAUCAGUGAGUUGAAAGUAAAAUUACAUUCCUCAUUUUAAAAACCCAUCUGUUGAAUUAGUAAAUGUUGAGUUUGAAGAAAUAGCUUUGAUAAGGGCUUUUUAGAAGUAGAUGGCUGGUGUGACUUUAAAAAACAGGUGGUUUGGGCUGUGUU